AGUCAUGCCACAAGUCCAUCUCCACAUUCUAUAAUUCUGUGUUAUGCUUAAAUAGAUAAUGAUAACAUAACAUUUAACUUUUAUAAAAUCUUAAAACGAUUCAUGUCAAUUGUGUCGCAGUACGACUAAGUUGAAGGUUGUUUCUAGGUUUCGUUCUCAUGUGUAUUCUGUGCUGACCCUGAAAAUUUCAAACUUGUAGUUUACAUCACGAGCAAAUUACAAAACAUUUCAGAAUUUUGAAUAUUGUAAGUAUUGAGAAUUUAAACAGUGCCUAUGAUGGAGUCAGAAUUAAAAAAUCAGAAUGACUUAAUGCAGCAAUUAAAAUCUUUACGUGCCGAAAAAGAAUUAUUAGAAAAACAUGUAUUUGUACUCAAUGAGUGUUUAUCCGUGGAGGAAUUGAAAACUAAAAUAUCUAAUCUAGAAAAAAAGAAAGAGAUGUUAGUAUCAUUAGAAAAUGUAAUUGGAAGAUUACGUUCUGAGAUUGAGCCGCUAAAGUAUUUGAAAUCCAUUUUAAAAACUAAAUUAGGUGAUGAGAAUAAAAUUCAAUCAAAUAAUAUUGGGUCUGAGUUAGUUGAAGGACUUUUGGAAACACGUGCUGAGAUUGAGCCUCUAAAAUAUUUGAAUACUAUAUUGAAAACCAAGUCAGAUGUUGAAAAUAAUAUUCAAUCAAAUAAUAUUGGUUCAGAAUCUUGUAUUGAUAUGGGAUUUUAUGUUCCUAAACUUGAUUUCAAAUUAUGUAAUGAUUCAUCUGUUGAUGUUCAACUAGUACAACAAGAGUCUACAACUUUUAUCCCUCAAAUUGCACAAAACACUCCUACUCAUUCGGGCAAAUAUAAAUUGGAUUUGUACCCAAAGUUAAAUAAUGUUAAUCUCAUUGAUACAUUCCAAACACCAAUACCAUCUAAAUCUAAUUCAGUUUCAACUGUAAAUGAUGGUAGUCUUGAUGAAUGUAUGCAACUGUUGGAUCAAUAUGAUGUAGUUACUGAUCAAGAAAUAUUAAAUUUCCCUACAGAAGAAGUAAGUAUAGUUAUAUAUUUUCUUAACAGUUUGAAAAUUUAAAGUUUAACAUUUUUUUUACAGAAUGAUUUGAAAAGUCAAAGUGUUGACCAAGAGCCUACUAAUAAUAUUAGUAUUGAAAAUAAAAUACAAGAUGCACAAAUAGACACAACAGCAACUUAUCAUUUUGAUGCUGAGGAUAAAAUAAAAUCCAAAAGCCAAGUACCUAUAAAAAAAGAUAUAGAAUUGAGCUCUGUUAAUCCUGCCUCUGUAAUAUUUGAAAAUGCUAGUAGUACACUUCACGAGGCUAGUACAUCUCAACCAACUCAAAACAAAGAGACUUUAUGUUCAGAUUCCAAUGUUAGUAUUGGUGAUUUGUUACUAAAAAUACCACAUUUGUUAUUGCAACAAGGAAUCGAUUAUAUUCAAGAUGAAGAAAACGUGAAUCACUCUUUGAAAAAUGUAAAUGUUAGUACAGACGUAUCAUCAAAAGAGCAUAAUAAAUGCAACAAGAAAAAGGAAUUGAAAACAUUUAAAAAAGAAGUGAAUAAAUUCUUAAAUGACUAUACAAAUUUAUUGCAAAACAGUUCACAAGCAACAGAAAAGAAUAAUGUAUCCACUGAACAAACAGAAUCAGGUCAAUAUGAUGAAUUGCCGCGUAAUGUCGAUAACUCUGAAUGCAGCAUUAAUAGCUUCAAUGAUAUGAAUUUAAAAAUUGAUAUCUUGCGCGGCAUAUAUCUUGGUUUUGUCAAUCCAACUGCUUUACAAAAACGCAUUGUUGUGCACUGCAUAAACGGGCGAGACAUAAUAGUUUUUGCUGGACCGGGUAAUGGUAGAACCAUGAUGUUUACCAUACCAUUACUGCAACGUAUUAAAACCAAUUUAAACGAGUGUCAAGCAUUAGUAUUAGUACCAACCAGAGACCUUGCUGUACAUAUUCAAAAGAUCAUUAUGAGUGUUGGAGACUUUUUGGGUGUUAAUGUGUGUAUUGGUGGUGACAAUGUUCCAAGAAAACUAUCUGUUGUUCCACAUGUAGUCGUUGGUACCCCGGCUGGAGUAUCCAAUAUGAUUUCAUGUAAAUCUCUACGUACUGGAAGCAUUCAAACAGUUGUAAUCAACAGAGCUGAGAAGAUGUUAACUAAUAAUUAUACCAUAUUAAUUGAAGAAAUAAUGAAAAAACUAACAAGGACCAGACAAGUCACUUUACUGACGUCCGAUAAACUUGAUCAUGUAUUAGACAUUUACAUGGAAUCCUUACGUGAUCCACUGGUUAUUAUUAAUGACCAAGAAAAAGAAUACGAUCUGCUAAAAAAUCUUCCAAAACAGUUUUAUUUAAACAUUCAAAAGGAAUGGAAAAUGAAUGCACUUUGUGAAAUUAAUGAAACAUUGAAAAUACAGAGAUCUAUCAUCUUCUGCAACACCUUGGAUAGAGCUCAAAAACUAUGUGAGUCAUUACAAAGAUUGGAAUAUGCAGUAUCACUUUUUCAUUUAGAAAUGAAUGCACAUGACCGCGAGCAAAAACUUGAUAUGUUUUCUUCUAACAAUUUAAAAAUGCUCAUCACUACAGAUCCAAUCAAAGGCAGCCAGUUUCAGCAAGCCGCUUGGAUAAUAAAUUAUGAUUUACCUAUAAAUCCUAUUUGUUAUCUAGAUAGAGUGGCCAAAUGUGCCGAAAAUAUAAAAGUGAUAAAUCUCAUUGAUGAGAAUGACGACCAAACAAAAUUGGCAAUUGAAACACACAACAAAUCUUAUAUGAUUCAGAUGCCUCUGAAUAUGAUUGAUUUGUUACAAUAUUAGACUCGUUUAAUGAUUAUAUUAUUUUUGGAAUUGAGUAGUAUAAUAUUCAUGACUAUGAUAAAUAAUAUAAUAUACAUAUUAUUAUUAUUAUAUUCUACUAUUAAACUAUUCACAAUAUAACUUUUCUAGGAAAUGGGUUUCAUUAUUGUUAUUUUCCAUUAUUUUAUUGUUACUUAAAUUGAAUUUUUAUGGCACUUAAGGGAUGUUUUUAAAGUUGUUUUUAUUUUUAUUUUUUAUAUAAUUUUACUAUUUGUGAUUGAUUUAUGAGUGAUAGAAUAAUAUUAGAAUGUUAUUCAAGAAAUUAUUUUGAAAAUUAAAAUUUAUAUUAUCUUAA
Metopolophium dirhodum (rose-grain aphid) is the source of this 3124-nucleotide messenger RNA. RefSeq lists its product as uncharacterized. Gene Ontology annotation, molecular function: ATP binding; translation initiation factor activity; RNA helicase activity. Gene Ontology annotation, biological process: cytoplasmic translational initiation. Gene Ontology annotation, cellular component: cytoplasmic stress granule. The record is from RefSeq and is a predicted model, not a curated record. Lineage: Eukaryota; Metazoa; Arthropoda; Insecta; Hemiptera; Aphididae.